AUGGAAAAAGUACCGGCCGGUAUCCUACUGGCCGGUAUCCUUGUCCCGCGUCCCAAAACCCUUGCCAAUAUUCUAUUCCGGUUCUUUCCCCCCCCUCAAAUCUUCACCAAUGCCCUCCUCUCAAACCAAGAUAUCACCGCCCUAAUCCGCGACACCGAACCACACGAACGCGCCCUCUUCUCCGUUCCUCCACCCCCACCACCCCCAACCAACAUCGCUCCGGAACCCAAAUCUUCUUCUUCCCGCCGGCAAACCGUCUUCAACGUAACAUCUGGCGAAGUAGCUCCUGCAUCUGGACCCAACGGUCGGGCGCCCAGGCGCAAUACUGCUGUUGCUGCUGUUCUUGGCGCAGAAUUACAUUCGCAGGUGCGCAAAACGGAGAGUGGGAGGGGAGAAAUUGAUGUAGGGGUUUUGUUGAAGGGGGCGGAGAAAUUAAAUGCAGUGUAUCCGGUUCAAGGGGUUCCGGAGAGGAUAAGGGGUUUGAGGAAUAGGUAUGCGCAGUUGAAGGAGAGUGUGAAGAGACAUGAACAGAAAGUGCAGAAACAGACGAGAGAAUUGGAGAAGAUGAAUAGAGUGGAUGAAUUUGAGAGUGGUGGGGAGGAGAUCCAGCAGGAGAUGGAGGAACCGUCGGAGAUAGAGGUUACGGAUGAGGAUUUGAAGAGGGAGGAGCAGGAGAUUAGGGAGUUGGAGAGAAAUAAGAGAGCAUUGGAAGAGAGGGUCACCGGGAUGGAAAGGGAUUUGGGAGGAUUGCUGAGAUGA
Molecule: messenger RNA, 759 nt
Organism: Sclerotinia borealis F-4128
Lineage: Eukaryota; Fungi; Ascomycota; Leotiomycetes; Helotiales; Sclerotiniaceae
Source: the annotation of a GenBank genome assembly